Messenger RNA from Magallana angulata, 1777 nucleotides. RefSeq names its product dnaJ homolog subfamily C member 17-like. NCBI's taxonomy places the organism in Eukaryota, Metazoa, Mollusca, Bivalvia, Ostreida, Ostreidae. Gene Ontology annotation, molecular function: nucleic acid binding. Gene Ontology annotation, cellular component: spliceosomal complex. The record is from RefSeq and is a predicted model, not a curated record. Gene Ontology annotation, biological process: spliceosomal complex disassembly. The coding region runs from base 225 to 1193 and encodes 322 amino acids. The transcript has 10 exons.
AAAGAUACAAUUGGUGGAUAAAAACGAAAGUAGGGUUUUUGUGGAGGAAAUUCAAAACGAUUUACGAGCUUCUUACAGUUUCUGGUUUCUAAUAGUAAACGUUUUGUGUUUUGUUUGACGAGUAUCCUCAUGAACGGUGUACCAUGCAUAUCAGUUGAAUGCUGUAAAAACUGAGAAGCUACAUUUAAAUCAAUAUUUACAUAGCUAUUCUGCAGUGACAAACAAUGUCAGUACCUACAGGAUCUGUUGAUAUUCUUAAAUUAGAUCUCUAUAGAAUUCUUGGUGUCCAAGAAGAUGCUACAGAAAAAGAGAUAGUGAAAUCAUAUAGAAAACAGGCCUUAAAAUGCCAUCCAGACAAAAACCCAGAUGAUCCUAAAGCAGCUGAACUGUUCCACCAGUUGGCAAAAGCUCUAGAGAUUCUGACAGAUGCAGCUGCUAGGGCAGCUUACGAUAAAGCACAGAAAGCCAAAAAAGCAGCAGAGGCUCGCCACAAGGAAUUAGACAGCAAGCGCAAAAAGUUCAAAGAAGAUCUUGAGAGCAGAGAGAAAGCAGCGGAUAUUCGAACUGAAGCUGAUCUGUCGCUAAAGAAGAACUUUCAAGCUGAGAUAGAACGAUUACGAAAGGAAGGAUCCAAACUGUUAGAGCAGGAGCAAGAAAGAUUGAAAGAAGAGAUAAAGGAAGGACAGACAAGGCUACAACAGCAAGAGGAAACAGAGAACAGCAGCAGUGUGUCUGAAACUCCGAAACUGAAAGUAAAAUGGAAGUGUAAAAAGAAUGAUGACACCAAUGGUGGAUACAGUUCUGAAAUUCUGACAGAUCUCUUCAAUAAGUAUGGGAAUAUCCUCAAUCUAAUUAUGUCCAAGAAGAAAGGGGGAAGUGCCAUUCUGGAAUUUUCCUCAUGGACAGAUGCAAAAAAUGCAAAAGAACUUGAAAAAGGACUGAUUGAUAACCCUUUGUCGUUGUCAUGGAUACAGCCUCCGCCAGAGAGACCACAAAUGACCUCAAACAUCCACUUCAACUCAGGGUCACAACACAGUGAAGACAGUUUUACAAAGACAGAAUGGCCAUCACAAAUGUCUAGUGCAACCUCCAGUGCCAGGGAUUUUGAGAGUUUAGUGUUACAUAAACUCAGACAGGCUGAAGAGAGGAAGAGGUUGAUUGAACAGAUGCAGAAGGAGGAUGGAGAGGGAUGAUGAUGGAAGAAGAUAGUGAUUAAAUGUUGUGAAAAUCUUCCAUUUAUUGGCAAGACUUUAUCAGCGAUGGUCAUCAUGAUAUGGAGAAUUAAAUUAAAGCUGUUGAUCGUGUACAUAUUCUAUGCUUGUUGAGAUCGUAUGAAGCGUCUGAGAAUUUUUCCGCUAGGAGACUUUGGUAUGUGGUCAGUGAACACCACCCCUCCUCUCAGUCUUCUGUAUGGGGCCACUUGUUCUGUGGACAGAAACAUUACUCUAAUGGUUACACAAAUGUAAAUAGAUCAUGUGAACAAAUGUUGAUAGAUAACCACAAUUACAUAUUGAGUCAAUAUUAUGGAUAUUUUAAAGCAACAAAAUUUUAAUUGGUAUACGUGUAUAGGCCCUCAAUUUUGUGAUGUGCUCUCUUUUUAAAUUAACAAUGAAAUAACUUUAUAGUUUUUAUAAUCAGCAUUAUUUAUGGCUGACGUAUCGACUAAGUUGAUAAAAAGAUAAAGAUAUAUGUAUAUUGAAAAUGAUGAACUACAGAACUUUCAUCCAUAUAUGUCAAAAUGCCCCAUACCACCUAAUAAAUCCCUCCUUUACACAAC